AAAAAACCAACCAAAUAAACCACCUAAGACAGAGAAAAUUUAACUCUAACGUUAAUUGUUAUUCCGUUCCUGCAUCAUAGAUCCCCCUUUGUCUUUUAUUACACAAUCCUCCAACAACCGCGCUUUCCUCUUUUAUUUUUCUUUUUUUUUUUUAAUUUCUUCUCAUAAUUUCUCUUCCCUUAUCUUCUUCUUUACAAAAGCUCAAACCCCCCUAAAGCUCUUUUCACUUUUUCUCAAACAUGGCUUUCGAUGGUUUUGUCUCCGACCAUCCCAAAGACAUGCAAACCCUUGCUCUUAACGAACCAUCCUGGGCUUCCGCCUCAGCUGCCGACCUUGACCACUGGGAAAGAGCCAAAUGCAAGGCCGCGAUAAUGGGGCAUCCCAUGUACGACCAGCUGUUGGAAGCACAUGUGGCUUGUCUACGUGUUGCCACGCCUGUUGACCAGCUCGCUAAGAUCGAUGCUCAGUUGGCUAGGUCCCAAGAUAUCUUGGCUAAGUACUCGUCCGCUGCUGCUGCUGCUGCUGCCGGUGCUGCUGAAGAAGAACUCGAUCACUUCAUGGCAAAUUAUGUUCUAUUGCUUGGUUUCUUUAAAGACCAAUUGCAACAACAUGUUCGUGUUCAUGCAAUGGAAGCAGUUAUGGCUUGUUGGGAUCUUGAGCAAUCGCUCCAAAGUUUAACAGGAGUAUCUCCAGGGGAAGGCACUGGUGCAACCAUGUCUGAUGAUGAAGAUGAAGUUGUAGAUAGUGAUACCAGCUUGUUUGAUGGAAGUUUCAAUGGGAUUGACAGCAUGGGAUUUGGCCCUCUCAUCCCAUCUGAAACUGAGAGAUCCUUAAUGGAGCGUGUUAGGCAAGAGCUGAAGCAUGAGCUAAAACAGGGUUACAAGGAGAAAAUUGUGGACGUUAGAGAGGAAAUUCUGCGUAAAAGAAGAGCUGGAAAGCUACCAGGUGACACCACCUCCCUUUUAAAAGCUUGGUGGCAGUCACAUUCCAAGUGGCCUUACCCAACUGAGGAAGACAAAGCAAAAUUAGUGCAGGAAACAGGAUUGCAGUUAAAGCAGAUUAAUAAUUGGUUUAUAAACCAGAGAAAAAGGAAUUGGCAUAGUAACCCCUCUACUUCUCUGAAGAGCAAACGUAAGAGAUGUAAUGCAGGUGACACCAGCAAGGAACACUUAAUGUAAGUAAAAGAACUCUUAUAGAAAACUCCAUGUUUUGCUUUCUGUCCAUAAUGGUGGAAUUGCAGCUUCAGACCAUGCAAUAGAGGCUAUUAUGGGAAAAUCCAGCUAUAAGACAACUUUGGUCAAGUGUUUUAUUUUGUUCAUAUGUUUCAUCAGUAACAAGUAAGUUUGUCAGAUUAAAAAUUGGGUUGACAUGAGCACCAUUCCGUUCUAGUCUGUGCAAUCUGCUGAUAGGUAAUCAUACCUGCAUAACUAUGUUGUUUUAGAAGCUUGAAUUUAGAACAUAUCAGACUCGAAGAUAAGUCCUCUGAAUAGCAUUAAUGUAUAAAUUUUUGGCUCAUACUUCUACGUCUGUGGACAAGAAUGGCUUUAAGUCAUGAGUAUAUAAUGUAAUUCUCUACUUGUUCAAACAUAA
Messenger RNA from Durio zibethinus, 1590 nucleotides. RefSeq names its product homeobox protein knotted-1-like LET12. Gene Ontology annotation, molecular function: DNA binding; DNA-binding transcription factor activity, RNA polymerase II-specific. The record is from RefSeq and is a predicted model, not a curated record. Gene Ontology annotation, cellular component: nucleus. NCBI's taxonomy places the organism in Eukaryota, Viridiplantae, Streptophyta, Magnoliopsida, Malvales, Malvaceae. Gene Ontology annotation, biological process: regulation of DNA-templated transcription.